AUGGGAUUCCCUCACAACGUCGAGCCGGGGCACGUCUUUAUCCUCGUAUUCCUCUUUGGGAUGGCGUUGCUGGGGAUCAACCUGCGGACGCUAUUCGACGUUCAGUUCACCCGCACGGUGGCCGAAAUUCGCCUGCGAGAGAUGCAAGAGCGGGAGGAGCGGGAGAGCAGAAAGGAAGGCGACGUUAGUUUUGCACGAACUGGAACGCCUGAACCGCGCUGUCGAGCGCGUGGAGCAGAAGCAGGAAGCCUACGCGCUCAAGACCGACGCGAGGCUGAUCACGCUGCACACCGAUAUCCGGUCGCUGCAGGUCAAGUCUUCAACAUGGGGCGCGGUGGCGGGGGCGACGGUCGCCUUCGUCACGUCCCUGAUCGCCGCUCUGGUCGCCGGAAAAUGAAACUAGCCGCCCUACUCGCCUGCCUGCUCGCCACGCCCUGCUCCUCGCAGACGGUGACGCUCACGCUCGUGGGCGGCUACCGCGUGCCGAUCAACAACAUCGAGGGCACGACCACCCGCGCCCUGGGCGGCUGCUGGGACCUGCUCAACGGGAAGUGGAUCAACCGCCACGGCUCCAGCAAGCUGGUUGUGGAGUACACCGAGCCGGCCGAGGGACUGGGCGACCCGGAAGACGACUACGAGUCGUGGCCGCUGCUGGUCUACACGGGCCGCAACGCCGACCCGUUCGCGUCGGUCGAGAACAUCGGGCCGGGCGGCGUCAUCUGGCUGGACGCGGACACGGUGCUGUGCAGCGGCCGGAAGUCCUACCGCUCGGGCUACGUCGGCACCUGGAUGUGCACGCACAACAUCGAGACCGGCGCCGAGACGCUCAUCAAUAUGGACGAUCCGGGCGUGGACGAGAACGACAACUUCCACCGCUGCCAGGCGUUCGGGUCGGGCUUCUGCCGUAUCCCCCAACCGUUCGCGGACUCCUACUGCGACGGCCGCACCAUCGGCGCGGGGCGGGGCGGUUACGACGUGCUCAACUCGCCGAGCGGGCCGGCAAUGUCGGCGCUCGACUACGAGGCGACCGGCGGCGACAAGAUCCAGGUGCUGCUAGAUCACCCGUACAACCUGCCGGGCCAGCCGGCGCCACGCUCGCCCGAUUACACGAUCGCGCGGGUGGAGAACGGUUAUCUGGACUUCUGGCGAGACCCGGUGGGUUCCGGUCCGCUCGACGGGCGAUGGAUCGCGGGCGACUGCGGCAACCCCGCCUGGGUUCCGGGCGUCGGCCUGUUCUUCCCGGUGCGGCAGUGCAACAACACGAUGGACUAUCGCGCGCAAGGAGACUCGGGCUCGCUCAAGUAUUUCGGGGUGGGCGACACUACGCUUUUUUACUCGGCGAACAGCGACGGCAACCGCGGCGACCACCAAUCGGACACCGGGCUGCAAGACUACCCGGACGCGAUCCCGCUGCGGCGGGUCUACAUCUACAGCGAGGCCGAGCUGGCGGAGGUGGCGCAGGGCACGCGCGACGCCUGGACCUGCACGCCGCAGAUUAUCGACUUCCCCGAAGGCCCGUUCACUUGGGACAACUCCCGGCCGAAGGCGACCGAGCUGGCCGGCAUGUACUGGGACCCGACCCGCAACUACCUGUGGACCUGCAUCUAUCAGGUCUGGAACGACAACACGUACGCGGUGAUGGCGGCCUAUCGGGUGCGCAACGGUGGGUUCGUGAGAAGCCUAGCGAUCAUUGCCGCAUUGCUGCUGGCGGGCCACGCGAUGGCCGCCGCGCCGACGAUUACCGGCACGCCGGUCACGACUAGCACGGCGUUCACGGCGGGCAACAUUAACCUGCCGGGCACCAUCGCGGCGAAUGACUUGCUGAUCGUGGUUUGGGCGAACGACGGCGGCAACCAGAACCCGGCGCUGACCGGCUUCACGCGGCUGGAUUCGGGGGCCAGCGUUCACGCGGUGUUCGCGAAGAAGGCGACCGGCAGCGAGGGCGCCACGGUCGCGUUCACGCAGGACGCCAACGAGGACGUGGCGGCCAUCGCGUUCCGCAUUCUGGCGGCCGAGUGGACGCAGGAUUUGGCGGACGUGGAGGCGGCCUAUUCCGACACGGACAACCCGCCGAGCCUGACGCCCACGGGCGGGGCGGCUGAUUACCUGUUCAUUGCCACCGCCGGCAACGGGGCGGGAGCCACGGUCUCGACUUGGCCCACCGGCUACACGGCCAACCAGAACGAGCACAACACGGGCGGUUCUUCCAACAACGCGUCCGUGGCGUUCGCGACCAAGGCGACCACCAGCGCAACCAGCGACGACCCGUCGACGUGGGCGUGGGAUGAGACGAUGAGAUUUGUGGCUUGCAUCCUGGCUCUGGCGGUUGGCUCGGCGGCUCUUGCCGAUACGCCGCUUAAGCAAAGCACGGCUGUAACGGUCAAACUCGGCCCGUUCGUCGACAGCACGAACGGCGUGACCGCGGAAACGUCGCUGACCAUCAGCCAGGCGGACGUGCGGCUCAGCAAGGCCGGCGGCGAUUACGCCCAGAAGAACGAGAGCAGCGCGGCCACGCACGACGAACUGGGCGAGUACGACGUGGACCUGGACACCACCGACACGGCGACGCUUGGCCCGCUGCGGGUGAUGGUGCAGGAGUCUGGCGCGUUGCCCGUGUGGCGUGACUUUGUGGUGAUGCCGGCCAACGUCUACGACUCGCUGUACUCGACCGACAAGCUGCAAGUCGACGCGGUGGAGUUCAGCAGCAGCAGCAGCGCGGCGGACAACGCGGAAACGGCUUUCACGGGCACGAUCACCAGCUUCGACGCGCUGGACACCGCCCAAGACACCGAGCACAACGCCACGCAAACGCUGAUCGGCGUGACCGCGGUCGACCUGGCGACAACGGUGGCGGCUAUUGAGGGCGAUACGGACGAGCUGCAAACCGACUGGGCCAAUGGUGGGCGGCUCGACCUGAUUCUGGACACCGCGGCCAGCGGCAGCGACCCGGCGAUUCUGACCACCACGAUUGACGGGCUGACCAACCAGACCACGUUCAGCCUGACCACCGGCUCGGCCGACGACGACGCCUACAACGGCUGGUCCGUGCUCAUCAUCGACCAGAGCACGAGCACGCAGGUAGCCUCGGGCGUCAUCAGCGAUUACACCGGCACGGGCGCCGACGUAGUGCUGGACGAAGACCCCGGCGUGUUCACGAUUGCGACCGGGGACACGGUGAAAAUCUACCGGCCGUCGGCGGUUGAGGGCACGGUGACGGUGGACGGCACAGUCACCGCCACGGUGAGCGGCACGGUCAGCGCUAACGUGGUUGAGAUCCUGGGCACCGCGCCGACCGAGACGACCGCCGGCAACCUGGCGGGCAACUUCUCGGUGUUCUACGACAACGCCGACGCGGCGACCACCAACACGGUUGACGACGUGGGCGGCGGCAGCGGCCUGGACGCGGCGGGCGUUCGUGCGGCGGUGGGACUGGCGGCGGCCAACCUCGACACGCAGCUAUCGGCCAUCGUGACCGACACCGCGGAGAUCGGUGCGGCGGGCGCCGGGCUAACCGCCGUGCCGUACAACUCCGCGUGGGACGCCGAGAUUCAGAGCGAGGCCACGGACGCCCUGAACGCCUACGACGGCCCCACCAAUGCCGAGUUGGAGGCCCGCACGGUCGCGUCUGGCAGCUACUUCGAUCCGUCAGCGGACGAGGUGGACCUGGGCAGCGUGAAGGGAACCGCCCUGACCGAAACCACGGGCGGCAACCUGGCGGACAAUAUCUCGUUCUUCUACGACCUGGACACCACGACCACCAAGACCGUCAAUGACGUUGGCGUGGCCGGCUCGGGGCUGACGCAGGCGGACGUGCGGUCCGCCAUCGGCCUGGCUUCCGCCAACCUGGAUACGCAGCUCGCCACCGCGCAGGCGGACCUAGACACCAUCACCGGAUCGGACGGCGUUACGCUGGCGACCACGCAGGGCAACUACGCACCGGCGACGGCGGCGGCGCUUACGACAGUCGCCACCAACGUCAGCAGCAUUCUCACCGACACGGCCGAGAUUGGGGCCGCUGGCGCCGGGCUGUCAGCCAUCCCCUGGAAUAGCUCCUGGGACGCCGAAACGCAGAGCGAGGUGAACGACGCCCUGGUGGCGAUCCACCUGGAUCACCUGUUGGCCGUCGAAUACGACCCGGCCAGCAAGCCCGGCGUGGGCACGGCUCUGUUGAAUGAAACCGUUUGGAACAACAGCGGCGUGUCCAUCUGGAAUGUGAACGUCACGCACAUGAACGAGACGCCGCUGAUCGGCACUGGCGUUACCGCUGACAACACUGACGCAUUCAGCGAAGACGCCUUUGACUUUGGUGAUGAGACGCCGAGCGAACCGGCAACGAUUGUUUCGAGUAAGACCGUGGCACACAUCCUCGCCGGCCCCACUGGCAGAUACAUCACGGUCUAUUUCGUGGCUAACGGUGCUACCGCGCUCUACGGGCCACUGACCGUAACUGCGGAGUCGACCAACACAAGCCGGGUGACUGUUGGCAGUGUAACCGAUGAAGGGGCCGCAACCGUCAACGGAAGGCUCUAUGCGGACGGCGACGUGUAUUCGGUGGUCGCCACAGCCGCAGGCCCAGACACGGGCGUAACCGUCCCCAUCAAAUUCCGCGUGCAGGGCACGGGCUACGACCAGCCCCACUGCGUCGACAUCGAGCGAAAGGUCUGCAUCGUCAAGCUGCGCACCGACUACGAUGAGUUCGCCGUCUACGUCCCCGCGGACGCUACGGGCGUCAACUGGGAGAAGUAUUACCACGCCAACCGGCUGAACCCUUCCAACGCCGGCGCCCCGCGGCUGAUUCUGGGAUCGCUCGCGACCUGCCCGGCGUCGAUGGCAUCCACCGUCACCGACACCGAGACGCCCACGGCCAGCGAGUCGGCGACCAUCGCGCACACCGCGGCGACCACCAACGGAACCUGGACCGGCCCGGUGACCGUCGACAGCGUGACCGACCACUACUACAGCAGCACUGACGGCGCCUAUGUGGAAUACUCCAUUGCCGUGCCCGAAGGUGGCGGCAUCGAGUGGCGGUCGGUCUUUAACGGCACGGUUGGUUCGGCCGUGGAUGUGACGAUCACCCUAGGCGGCGGCUCAAUCGAUGACGACGACUGGAUGGUGGGCGGCAGCGGCGACACGCGGACGGUCGACUGCAAGGGCGGCUCCCUGCUGUCCCGCCGUAUCCCGUUGGCCCAGCACCUGCCGGCCGGCACCUACACAGUGCGAUGCACCCGCGCGGGCAGUGGCACGGACCGGAUCUACAACCACAGCCUGGUGGCGACCGACCCGGUUGGCGAUUGGCUCAGCAACGACACCGAGGGCCGGCGGGGCUGGUGGUCGGCCGUGACCAUCGGCUCGGACAGCGGCUACCGACUGCGGCAGCCGGGCUUCGUGCUCUACAAGGUGACCGAGACCGACCGCAUCCUGUGGUACGCGGCCAAGACCAGCUCCAGCGGCAUCGUCUACGUCGAGAUAUUCGACGCCAACGGCGACGCGGUGACGCCCAACGGCUCCGACCUAACCGAGUCGGGCGGCCGGUACUCAAUCGACAUGUACGCGGCCAGCCAGACCAUCGCGGAUUGGGAGCUGGCAACCGGGCUCACCAACGGCACCUACUGGGUGCUGAUCUAUGGCGGCGCCGAGAAGAACGCUUCGUCGUCGGACACGCUCAUCAACGAGAUCAGCAUUUCCGGGCUCAACUCCAGCAGCCCCGGCGACAUCUCAACCGACCGCAUCUUCGACACGGCGGCCAGCACGUUCUGUGGCAGUGGCAACCAGGAGUACGCCUCCAAGCCCAAGCAGGACAUCGGCUCGCCUCCCGCCAACUUCGUGACCGGCACGCACGGGUACGAGUCGGACGCUACGUCCCUGGUGGUCAGCGUCGACAGCACCCCGGUCGACUACGCGGGCGCCGCGGCGGGCGACAGGUUCGUUGGGGCGCUGCUGGAGAUCGAGGCGGUCACCGACGUGUACUUCUACGGCACGGCGACCAAGUGCAUCGAGAUGACCUACGGCUGGACCUACCAGCCCCGCGGGCACCGGCAGAUCGACGUUACGCGGGAGAUCGUCCGUAGCGACGUAGAGAUGGGCACCGAGUACGUGGGCAUCGUGCAGGGCGCCGCCGGCCCGGACGGCCUCACCCUCGCUGGUCAGGACUACCUGCCGCUCAACGGCGGCGCAUCGCUUGUCGCGGCGUCCAACUCGGCCAAGCCGGUCCCGGUCACCGGGCAGGCUCAGGCCGGCACGAACCAGACGCUGGGCACGGGCUUCGGCAUCCUCGGCCCGCAGCACCUGCUGGCGUGCCAGGUGGACGACGCCAGCGACAUCGGGGACGCGGCGGUGCUGUCUAGCGGCGUGCGUGGCAUCGCGACGGACCGCUCAGACGGCCAGUGCAAAGCCUACACGUUCGCCUCUAACGACGACGCCUACACGGCGAUAGCCAACGAAGACACGCUCACGGUGACCAGCCGGUACUGGCUGGGC
This is a messenger RNA of Symbiodinium pilosum, 6477 nucleotides long. Lineage: Eukaryota; Dinophyceae; Suessiales; Symbiodiniaceae. The record is from the annotation of a GenBank genome assembly.